Messenger RNA from Haliaeetus leucocephalus (bald eagle), 792 nucleotides. RefSeq names its product nanos homolog 1 (Drosophila) (gene NANOS1). Gene Ontology annotation, molecular function: mRNA binding; zinc ion binding. NCBI's taxonomy places the organism in Eukaryota, Metazoa, Chordata, Aves, Accipitriformes, Accipitridae. Gene Ontology annotation, cellular component: perinuclear region of cytoplasm. Bases 1 to 792 code for a protein of 263 amino acids. The record is from RefSeq and is a predicted model, not a curated record. Gene Ontology annotation, biological process: negative regulation of translation; oogenesis. The transcript has a single exon.
AUGGAGGCUUUUCCCGGUGCCAAACUGGAGCAGCACCGGCACCUCCCGCCCGUGGAGUGCCUGCCGGGCGCCCGCUACGGCGGCCGGAGUCACAGCGCCUGCGGGAACGUCUUCAACUCCUGGAACGACUACCUGGGGUUGGCCACGCUCAUCACCAAGGCCGUGCGCCCCGGCAAGGGUUUCGGAGCCGAGCCCCCCUCGGUGGUGGUGGCGGCUGCCGUGCCGCCGGCCGAGGAGGAGGAAGAGGAGGAGGAGGAGGAGGAAGAGGCGGCGGGGCCGUACUUCGAGGGCGCGCUGGACUUGCACGACCUGGACCUGUGCGGGCAUCACCACCACCAUCAUCAUCACCACCACCACCACGGCGAGGGUCUGCUGGAGGAGCGCUUCGCCGACUUCAGCCCCUUCCCCGGACGCGGCGGUCCCGCCGCCGUCGUUUUCGAUUGCUCGGGAGAACACCCGGGCCGGGAGGGCUCGCCCCACGCAUGGGGCGGCGUGGUAGUGGCUGGCCGGUUACCGACCCACCCGCGGGUCUCCUCCCGGUUGCUCAAACCCGAGCUGCAGGUCUGCGUCUUCUGCCGAAACAACAAGGAGGCCGUGGCUCUCUACACCACCCACAUCCUCAAGGGACCCGACGGCCGCGUCCUCUGCCCGGUGCUGCGGCGUUACACCUGCCCCCUCUGCGGUGCCAGCGGUGACAAUGCCCACACCAUCAAGUACUGUCCCCUCUCCAAAAUGCAGGCGGCCAAACAGCUCAAACACGCCCGGACCGCCCUGGGGAAGAAGGGCCGUUAA